AUGGACUCGCUGCCAAUGACCUCAAUCCUUCGCCUGGCGAGGGUGAACAAGCAGAUGCGUGAAAGAGUACAAGCCUACCUAGGCCGUGCUCUGGACGUACGCAAGGCCUUCAAACCAUUCGUGCCGGAGGACGCCAUACCGGCCUUUCGCCGCGUCCAGCGAGACACCGGAGCUGUCGUAUCAGGUUCAGUCGCCUUGAAGUUCAUGGGCCGUUACGAUUUCGAAGUCAGUGACAUGGACGUCUAUGUCCCCCAAGUCAACGCCAUCGUCGUCCACGACUUCUUGGUCGCCAUCGGAUACACAUUUCGCCCACGUACCAAUCAAGAACCCACAUUUGAAGAAGCCUUCCUUCACGCGACUGCGAUUUGGUCCGUGCACACAGCGUCCUAUCUCGUUUCAUCUCUGUCCGGAGCGUUCGAUUUCGUGUCCGCCAACGGUUGCACAGUGCAGGUAAUGACUUGCCGCCGCGGUGUAGCCGAUGUGGUACUCGAUUUCCACAGCACGGCGGUUAUGAACAUGAUCUCGCACUCGCAUGCGUAUUCGUUAUACCCUCAAGAGACCUUCGAAAACAUGCGUUCGCUAGCAGUACGCGCGCACGACACAAGACCGAAGGUAGUGCAAGCGUUGGCCAAAUACAGACAACGCGGUUGGGACAUUCUAACUUGCAUAUCUCUCGGAGAAGCAAGCAAUCCAGAGAGAACCUUUGGUCGACGAUACCGAUUCGUUGGAGACUCUGCGUCUUGGGUGUACCCCCUACCUUCGAUCCCGUACGUGUCUCAUACGGCCUCCCUUCAAUGCGUUUAA
Messenger RNA from Schizophyllum commune H4-8, 804 nucleotides. RefSeq lists its product as uncharacterized. NCBI's taxonomy places the organism in Eukaryota, Fungi, Basidiomycota, Agaricomycetes, Agaricales, Schizophyllaceae. The record is from RefSeq and is a predicted model, not a curated record. Bases 1 to 804 code for a protein of 267 amino acids. The transcript has 2 exons.